Molecule: messenger RNA, 1213 nt
Organism: Eurytemora carolleeae
Lineage: Eukaryota; Metazoa; Arthropoda; Copepoda; Calanoida; Temoridae
Product: UPF0696 protein C11orf68 homolog
Exons: 2
Coding region: 13-1107 (364 amino acids)
Source: RefSeq, a predicted model, not a curated record
CAUUUGUUCACUAUGGGCGAGGUAGUGGUAAGAUCAGAAGUUGAUGAUACAUUGGAUACUAGAGAUCACGCUCAACAUAAAUUGGAAGUUCUAGAAGAACAAAAAGAACAUGUUGAUAAUGAUCAAAAAAAACCUGAGACAAAAAUAAAUAGUAAUUUUGAAGCUUCACUGAACCUUGAAAGCAGGGAAAAUGUUUGUAAACCUGGAGUAGUUAAAUCCAAUAAAAAACCCACUGUGACAGAGCUUAUUAAGGAUAAUAGGGAAAGAGAUGAUGGCUACUGGGAAGUUUUUACAGUUUCUUCUCCUAAGAAUAAGAUGAUGUUUAACUUAUGGUUGGCUGACAACAGAUCUUCAGUUAUCAGAAGUAAUGAGGUUGGAUGGAUUUGUAUUGAACUAGAUUCAGAUGGCCAAUCCAAAGAUAAUGUUGAGGGUGUUUCUGACUCUGAUUCUGAUUCUGAUUCUGAUUCUGAUUCUGUAUUGGAAGCAACGGAGUACUGGAACAAUAUGCCUAACAAAAACCAAAAAGGUUUGGUGGAAGUUGCAAAAAUGUUUAAAAUAAUCGUGGGGAAAUGGAUGGUUCAUGUACCUUCUGAAAAAGUAGAUGAGCUAUGGGGUCUUAUAGCCACUGCUAUAUUUAACGAAGAUUUUGGGUCAGCUGUGUUUACUGCCAAGGUAUCUCCCAAGAAUGAUGAGAAUGGUGUCGAAGAUCCAAACAUGCAUGUGAUUUGUGUCUACACAUCAGACUUUACAAAUAUGCAGGAGGUUGUGAAAGCUGAGAAUGUUCUGAGAAGCUUGGGAAUAAGAAUAGUCUUGAAAUACAAACCAGACUUGUAUACUUAUUUAGGAAUUUACAGAGGAAACCCGUACAAUAUUUGUCCAAGUGUUUACUCUUCUAGAAUGAGUUGGAAUUCGCAAGCCUCAAUUGUUAAGUCCUUCAUAACUGGGAAAAUUACAAGAACUUUAAUUAAAGCAGGAGCAGGUGUCGCAAUGAGUCCUCCAGAAAUUGCAAAUUCACCAAGCUCUACAGAAUCAAGGAGCAUUGGAAAUUCACAGACCUCUAUGAAUUCACAUAUUACUGAGACUACAAAGAUCACAGAGAAUUCAUAGACCAUGGUGAAUUCACAGAUUACUAAGUCUUCAAAGAAUGACUUUUUCCUAUUUUAGAUUAUUGUAAUAUUUAUCUGUAGUUGCUUAUUUUUAUAAUUUAUUUUAA